AGAAAAGAGAAGAAGAAGAAGACAGAACCGUGUUUGUAGAGCAGAGCAGAGCACACGCGUCGGUUUCCCUUUCCCCCUUCGCAAGAAAUGUUUUUUGUUUAAAAAUAAAUUUUUGCUCCUAAAGCAGUGGGAAAUUGAAAAACAAGAGGAAUUCUGAAAUUCAGAAUUGGAUUUCAGGGUAAUUUCUGACUCGAUCUCAGUAUCAUUUCUGAUACGCUUAGGGUUCCAAAUCAAGGGGCUUUAGGGUUUUUGUUAAAGAUGGCUUCCUCUGAUGAUGCUCUGAGGCAGCAAUUGUUGGAUCUCCAGAAACAGCUUUCUAAGAAACAAGCCUUCGAAGGGGCUGUCUUCUCCAUCAAAUCUCUGUUUCAGGAGCGAUACCCCUCCGCCUCCCCUUCUCUCCAGAACUUGUUUUUCUCUGUCAUAAGCCGGGUUGGCACGGUUUUAAAGACUAGAUACACAGCACCUGGCUUCUGGCUUGCGGGGCUUAAGCUUUUUGAGCAAGCUGAACGUCUAGUAUCUGAUUCUUCUGAGAGGGAACACUUGAAGAGUUGCAUUGCCGGGGCUAGGGAACAGUUGCAUGAACCAGAGAAUCAGCCUGGGGCUUUAGAAUCAACUCAAGAUAGAGCAAAUAGAGGAUAUCUUUUCGAGGGGCACCUCACUGUGGAUCGUGAGCCCCCACAGCCUGACUGGCUGGUGCAAUCAAACCUUUUAUCAACUGCCGCCUCACUUUUUACAGCGGAAUCUUCCCAAGGUCAUGCAGAUGAUAAUAACAUAUCAGAAAGUGCUGCCAAUAUACUUCAAGAACUGAUAGCAAGCUACGAGAAUAUAGUGCCAGAGAUUCUAGAGAAUGGUGGUGUUGCUCCAAGGGCACCACCUGCCAGUAAAGAGGUGGUGGCAAAGCUUCCUGUUAUAACUGUUACAGAUGAUGUCCAGACCAAGCUUGGAAAAGAAGCAGAAUGUGCUAUUUGCAAGGAGAAUUUUGUUGAAGGCGACAGUAUGCAAGAGUUGCCUUGCAAACACAUGUUUCACCCUCCAUGUCUAAAGCCAUGGCUGGAUGAGCACAAUUCUUGUCCAAUCUGCCGACAUGAGCUGCAAACCGAUGAUCAUGCCUAUGAGAGCUGGAAGGAGCGGGAAAAGGAGGCUGAAGAAGAGAGAAAAGGGGCUGCAAAUGCUGUUCGUGGUGGUGAAUUCAUGUAUGUCUAAAAUGACUGAUCGGAAAAAUUAGUUCAUGUGUUCACUAUUGUAAAACAUGUUUGGCAACUUCAAAAAAAUAAAAUAAAAAUUAAUGAUGUCACUUCCUUUGCCCAACAAUGUUUUGAGGAGGAACACACUAUCGCUUUAUUUAUUUAGUAUAUGUAUUCUUUGGUCUGCUCUCAAUUUAGAUUGCUGAACUCCUUGUUCAUGUAUUUGUGUGGCUAGGAAGUCAUGUGGUUUUGUUGAUUUUAA
Messenger RNA from Malania oleifera, 1446 nucleotides. RefSeq names its product E3 ubiquitin-protein ligase AIP2. Gene Ontology annotation, biological process: protein ubiquitination. The record is from RefSeq and is a predicted model, not a curated record. Gene Ontology annotation, molecular function: ubiquitin protein ligase activity. The transcript has 5 exons. Gene Ontology annotation, cellular component: cytoplasm. Lineage: Eukaryota; Viridiplantae; Streptophyta; Magnoliopsida; Santalales; Ximeniaceae. Bases 259 to 1203 code for a protein of 314 amino acids.